CAUGGGUAUUGUGGAAUCUGUACCCAAUUUCCGUGGUUGGGUAGAAAAGUUACUGAAGCUUGCACCGAUGGAAGGUAGAUCAUGGAAAACCCUUUCCAAUCGUUAUGGUUGGCAAGUAAAAACUCAUGGUUUUGCCAUUCGAGGAGUUACUCCAGAGGAUAUCUUGGCGUCUCGUGAUCAAGAUAUAUUCUUGGGAUCUGUAGAUCAAGAUAUAGCCUCGAGAUCUGAAGAGAGAAAAUCUGCUGAAGAAGAUGAUUCUGAAGGAGAGGACGAGGGUUCCCUGAUAUCAAGACCACGAGCCAGGAGACGUAUCAUAUCUGAAGAUGAGGCUGAUGUCUCCCCGAACCUCCCUCUUUCUGAACCUGUUAUUACUCCAGUGAUCAUUCCUGAUGAUGAUGUCUCUCCUCCUCCUGACACUCAUGAAUCCAUAAAUGAGCCUUUUAUUAGUGGUUUCAGUAGUGGCCUUUUAGGAUAAGUUCUAAAUGAACUUCCUUUGUCUUCCUUUACCUCUACCGUUCCUGUGAUUGUUUCCUUACCUUCGUCAUCUAUUACUUCCGUAACUUCCUCCACUGCUCCUCCUAUAAUUCCUCCCCCCACUGUUCACCAUACAGAAGUGGGCUCUUCAAGUGGGGGUUCUACUAUGAGGAGCGUGACCAUUAAAGUUCGUGCCAACAUCAUCCUUUUAAGAAAGUCUGGGCAAGCUGAUACGUGGCUCGAACCUUUGAUUGGCCCCAUUGAGAAGGCUAAACUUGAAAGCUAUAGUAAUAUGACCCUCCUGAAUGAUAUUAUGCAUGCAAGUUUGAAGGUAUUUUCUGGUGUAUUAUUUUAUUCAAGACUUUUGACUUCGGGAUCCCUAACCUUACCUCCUUUUUUACUUGUUUGAGCAGGCCAAUCUCAUCGGUACUGAACUAAUGACCCGAGUCUCCCUCUUGGAAAAACUGGCUCGUGACUUAGAAACGACUGCUCAUGACGCAGAAGAAGUUGCCCGUGGCUCUCAAUUGGAAGCCAACAACUGGAAGGGCCAGUUUGAAAGUGCAAAAA
Molecule: messenger RNA, 1041 nt
Organism: Nicotiana attenuata
Lineage: Eukaryota; Viridiplantae; Streptophyta; Magnoliopsida; Solanales; Solanaceae
Exons: 2
Coding region: 2-475 (157 amino acids)
Source: RefSeq, a predicted model, not a curated record